GCUCGUCUUCAUCCAGCUAUCCUCCAUAAGCCAUAAUAACACUGUAGUUUGUGUAAACGUCCUACGAUUACCUUUGAAUUGACAAUUGCUGUCUUGUGAAGCCUUUUUAAGGCAAAAUAGGAAUGAAUGCUGCCAUUACGACAAAAUGUUGACUUGUGUGAACCAGGUGAACACUGCUWCAGUUCAGUGGAUGCCCCAAUCAUUCCACAAAACGGAAAGAAAAGAAAAGUGAGUAGCGACGUCAAAAACGGCUCCAGAACUGUGGCUUCACUUGAAAGUGAAAACAUUUAUCCUCAUUCUAAGAGGCAAAAGUCUGAGAACUAUACAGAUAAAGAUCAAGGGGGGUUGACCCUUCUGAUGGCUGAUCAGGAGAAGAAGGCUUUCUCUAAGUAUGGCAAUCAUUUUCAUGAAUUGUCUCCAAUGGCGUUGAACAAUACAUCUACUAAUAAGCCGGGACAAGCCAAGAAACUUGUUAUCAAGAACUUUAAAGCUAAGCCCCACUUACCUGAUAAUUUCCAAGAAGCAACAUGGAUGAAGCUGAAAGAAUCUGUCCAAGCUAUUCACAAGAAAACAUCUAUAGGCUACAGCCUGGAAGAGCUUUAUAAGGCAGUUGAAAACAUGUGCUCACAUAAGAUGGCUUCAGUAUUGUAUGACCAGCUAAAAGUGGAAUGUGAAAGACAUGUACAUUCCAACUUACAUCAGUUCACUGGUGAUGGAAUGGAUAGCAUUUUGUAUUUAACAAAACUAAACUACUGUUGGGAAGAUCACUGCAGACAAAUGAUUAUGAUAAGAAGUAUAUUUCUUUAUUUAGACAGAACAUAUGUUUUACAAAACUCAUCUAUUUUAUCAUUAUGGGAUAUGGGUUUGGAUUUAUACAGAAAUCACAUUAUGAGUAAUGAUGCUGUCAAAACAAGAACAGUAGAAGGAUUAUUAUUGCUAAUUGAGAAAGAAAGACAUGGAGAGGCUGUGGACAGGUCACUAUUGAAAAGUCUUCUAAGAAUGUUGGCUGAUAUACAGAUGUACACAGAUGCAUUUGAAUGCAGAUUUUUAAAGGAAACAGAUAUACUUUAUGCUGAGGAAGGCAAAAGAUUAAUGCAAGAAACAGAUGUUCCAAAAUAUCUUGCUCAUGUUGAUAAAAGACUGCAGGAAGAAAUGGACAGACUGAUACAUUACUUGGAUCACUCCACAAGAAAACCUUUAAUACCUUGUGUUGAGAAGCAACUUAUAGGUGAACAUUUGGGGAGUAUACUACAGAAAGGUUUUGACACUUUGAUGAUGAGUGAUCGUAGGUCUGACUUGGCUCUCAUGUAUCAGCUCUUUUCAAGAGUAAGGACUGGCACAGAAGAGUUGUGUAAAGCCUUCAGUUUGUUUGUCAAGAAACAAGGACUCAGUAUUGUGCUGAAUCCAGAAAAAGAUAAAACCAUGGUACAAGAACUUCUUGACUUUAAGGACCAACUUGAUGGGAUCAUUGAGCAAUCUUUUUUAAAAAGUGACAAGUUUGUUGUUGCUAUGAAGGAGUCAUUUGAAGCUUUCAUAAAUAAAAGACCCAACAAACCAGCAGAACUUAUAGCUAAAUUUGUGGAUUCCAAACUCAGAGCAGGGAACAAGGAAGCUACAGAUGAGGAGCUUGAGAAAAUAUUAGACAGAAUUAUGGUGCUGUUUCGUUUUAUCCACGGCAAAGAUGUCUUUGAAGCAUUCUACAAAAAGGAUUUAGCAAAAAGAUUAUUAGUUGGUAAAAGUGCAUCUGUGGAUGCUGAGAAGUCCAUGUUAUCCAAGUUAAAACAGGAAUGUGGAGGGGCAUUCACAAGCAAACUGGAGGGCAUGUUUAAAGACAUGGAACUUUCUAAAGAUAUUAUGCUGCAGUUUAAACAACAUAUUCAACACCAUGAUUUACCCAGUAAUAUUGACAUGGUUGUAAGCAUACUGACAAUGGGCUACUGGCCUACUUAUCUACCUAKGGAUGUCCACCUACCAGCUGAAAUGGUUCAGUACCAGGAGACAUUCAAACGUUUUUACCUAAGUAAACACAGUGGUCGCAAACUUCAGUGGCAAAACACACUGGGACAUUGUGUGGUUAAGGCAGAUUUUAGCGAGGGUUCUGUCGGCUGCCCUCAAGAGAAAAAAGAACUUCAAGUGUCUCUCUUUCAAACUCUGGUUCUUUUAUUGUUCAAUGAGGGAAAUGACUAUACAUUUCAUGAAAUAAAGCAAGCUACGGGGAUAGAGGACUGCGAGCUUAGAAGAACGCUUCAAUCUUUGGCUUGUGGACGGGCCAGAGUUAUGAAGAAGAAGCCUCCGGGCAAAGAUAUCGAUGAUGCUGACAUAUUUAGCUUUAAUAAAGACUUCAAACAUAAGUUAAUUCGUAUCAAGAUAAAUCAAGUACAAAUGAAAGAAACGCCUGAAGAGAAUGUCAACACAACAGAACGUGUGUUCCAGGAUCGACAGUAUCAAAUUGAUGCAGCUAUUGUAAGGGUUAUGAAGACACGAAAAACUCUCAACCACACCCUACUGGUGUCAGAAUUGUACAAUCAACUAAAAUUUCCUGUCAAGCCAACAGAUUUAAAGAAACGUAUUGAAAGUUUAAUCGAGCGUGACUACAUGGAGCGUGACAAAGAAUCGCCCAACCAGUAUCAUUAUGUAGCAUAAUUUCCCCACGAGUUUUUUAUAGAAAUAGUUCUUUGCGUUCGAUAGUCGGGCCUCCAUCUUGAGUGCAAAAAAAUAUCCUUGAAUCACUCAUAAUUAGAGAAUUGUGAAAUAGUGCUAGUUGCAGUGCAAGAUACUAUCACUGACGCUUCACGGAUAUAUUGUUUGCACUCGAUCUAACCGCUGUUGUUAUUGAUAGUGUAACUAAAGUAUUACUAUUAAUAAGUACUUGGAAUACGAAGCUAGACUACUAAGUUAUUUACACCUACUUGCAAAAAGGUUGCCAAAGAGUGCAUUCGAAACAUUUUGUAAAAAAUUACACGAUUUUGUAAUGAUUUGCACAAUUUUGUUUCUCGAACUAUUUCUCGGAUGUAGUAAAUCUUUUUAGUGUAAUGGGAAAGGAAAUCAAGACAAAAUCAGAUUACUCAAUUCGCUCUUUUGUUUCAGUAAUUUCUCUGAAGUUUUUUCCUGCAUAUGACAACCCUCUUACAAUUAGGGGUAUUAUUAUAUGGUUUUGGCUAUUGAAUGAGGACAGAGAUUGCAACGUAAGAAUUGCUAACAUAUUUUGUAAUGUAGUAAUGAACAAUGAAUAAUUUAUCAAAUGUACUUGAGCAGUAGUAUCCAGUAUGCAUAAGAUAACAUGGCUAAAUAAGCCGUGUAAAGUUGGAAUCAUGUAAUAAAGUAGUAAUGUUUUCAUCAA
This is a messenger RNA of Exaiptasia diaphana, 3340 nucleotides long. RefSeq names its product cullin-4A. The transcript has 23 exons. Bases 127 to 2643 code for a protein of 838 amino acids. Gene Ontology annotation, biological process: protein ubiquitination; ubiquitin-dependent protein catabolic process; DNA damage response. The record is from RefSeq and is a predicted model, not a curated record. Gene Ontology annotation, molecular function: ubiquitin protein ligase binding. Gene Ontology annotation, cellular component: Cul4-RING E3 ubiquitin ligase complex. NCBI's taxonomy places the organism in Eukaryota, Metazoa, Cnidaria, Anthozoa, Actiniaria, Aiptasiidae.